UUACUGAUAAAAUCGUCAGAGCAGCGCUGACAACACGUUUAUGUGCGAGUGUGUGCCCGUAUGUGUGUUCGUUUGGCUGGGAGAGAGAGCAUGUCUAUGCAUAAUAAAACGUAAUUUGUGUCAAAAACAUUUAAAUAAUAUGUCUUUUUUUAUCCUAUUUACUAUAUGUAUUUGCUUGGUCACGUAUUGCUGUGAGUUUUGGUUAUUUUGCUGUUUUGGGCUGUAAAAUAACUGUCCGUGCGUUUCAUUCACACGUUCGUCAACCAAUCAGAUUCAAGCAUUUUACAGCCCCCGUAGUAGUAACCAUGGUAGUAACUGUAAACAACGUAAAUGCUAUCUGACUUUAAAGAGGCUAGCACAAUGGCUAAAAAAAGAAAAGUGGACUGCGAAUAUAGACAAUUCCAACCAAGAUGGGAGACCGAAUAUUUAUUCUGUGAAUACAAAGAAAAGCCAAUGUGUCUCAUAUGUCAAGAGUCACUCGCGGUUUUUAAAGAAUAUAAUUUAAGAAGGCAUUUCGAAACGAAACAUGUUCAAUAUGGAAACAUGGACAUGGAACUGCGACUGCUUAAAGUCAAAGAACUAAAACACAAACUUCAGCUACAGCAAAACAUGUUUACUCACAUGAACAGUCAAGGUGAGGGAGCUGUAAAGGCAAGCUUCAUAAUUGCAGAGGAGAUAGCAAGAGCAUGCAGGCCGUUCACAGAGGGAGAAUUUAUUAAAAACUGUAUUGAAAAGGUAUGUGGUGUUGUGUGCCCGGACAAAAAGCAAGCCUUUGCCAACAUCAGCCUUUCCCGAAACACCAUGGCUAGUCGCGUGGAUGAGCUGGGCUCCGACUUAAAGAUCCAGCUAAAAGCAAAAGCUAAGGACUUUGUUGCAUAUUCGUUGGCUAUAGAUGAGAGUGCAGACAGAACGGACACUGCCCAGCUCGCUAUAUUCAUUCGAGGGGUAGAUGAUAGGUUUUCCGUUACUGAUGAACUUUUGGAUUUAAGAGCAAUUCACGGUACAACAUCUGGACAGGACCACUUUUCACAAGUGGAGCAGUGCGUCAACGAAACGGAAUUGCAGUGGAAUAAACUUGUUGUGCUGACAACUGAUGGUGCGCCUGCGAUGUCCGGGGAGGUCCGUGGUUUGGUCGGUUUGGUACGAGAAAAGGUGAGGCACACGGGAGAAAACCUCACAGCCUACCACUGCAUCAUUCACCAGGAGGCCCUCUGUGGAAAGGUGUUGGGCAUGGGACAUGUAAUGACAGUCGUAAACAAAACAGUAAAUUUUAUUCGUUCACGGGGAUUGAAUCACAGGCAAUUCAGAGCUCUUUUAGAAGCGGAAAGCUCUGUGCACGAGGAUGUGCCAUACUACACAGAGGUCCGCUGGCUUAGUCGGGGUAAAGUGUUGCGAAGAUUUUAUGAUACCCGCAUUGAGAUCGCUAGUUUCAUGGAAAGCAAACAAAAGGUCAUUCCUGAGCUUGAGGAUGAAAAAUGGCUGAGUGACUUGUCAUUUUUGUGUGACAUAACAGAGCACCUCAACACUCUUAAUGUAAAACUCCAGGGUCAAAAGCAGCUGAUCACUAAAAUGCGAGACUCCGUAAAGGCGUUUCAAAUGAAACUGCGUCUGUGGGAGGGCCAGAUGCGCCAAGGCCACCCGUCUCACUUUCCUAUUUGUCAGUCAGUCAGGGACACAGUAACCAUCCCGUUCCCGGCUGAAUUGUAUGUCGACAAAUUGAACACACUGAGAGUGGAAUUCUGCCGGAGAUUUACUGAUUUUGAAAGACAGAAAUUCAACCUUGACCUGUUCGCGAAUCCAUUUGCAGUUGACGUUGACACUGCGCCUGAGCACUUACAGAUGGAACUCAUCGAAUUGCAAUGUAACACUCAUCUAAAGAGCCGAUACGAGUCAGUUGGGGCAGCUGAGUUUGCACCUCUACUCCCUGAAUCAAUGCCACAGCUUCGCCUUCACGCUGCACGCAUUAUGUCUAUGUUCGGAAGCACAUACUCAUGCGAGCAGAUGUUCUCCAUAAUGAAGUUGACCAAGACAUCUCACAGAUCGCGCCUCACGGACCAGCAUCUGGUCUCGGUAAUGAAAGUGGCCAUGGCAAAGGACAUUAACCCUAGAAUAGACGAGAUCGUUUCUAAGAAAAGAUGCAGAGUGUCUGGUAAGAGUUAAAAAACAAAGAAAGAAAAAGAAGAGCCUAAUUUGCUUAGGUUUGCACUUCAAGUUCAAAUUGUCUUUUUAAAGAGCUCCUAAAAUAAGCCAAAUAAUAAAAUUCAGAUGUCAUUUGUUAUC
This is a messenger RNA of Rhinichthys klamathensis goyatoka, 2280 nucleotides long. RefSeq names its product general transcription factor II-I repeat domain-containing protein 2-like. The record is from RefSeq and is a predicted model, not a curated record. Bases 331 to 2160 code for a protein of 609 amino acids. The transcript has a single exon. Lineage: Eukaryota; Metazoa; Chordata; Actinopteri; Cypriniformes; Leuciscidae.